AAGUUUCGUACAACCAAAAUGGUUGCCUGUUAAACAAUAACAGUAGGCUUUUAAGAUCUAUUCGUCAGCUGGUUUUCUCGGUUUUUCCAGUCACUAACCUUCAUAUUAGUGUCUGAAGAACUUGUUGUGCGUUGUUGAAUGCGAGAGAAAAGAUCCAAGUUUGCAUAUGUCUUACAAAAUUAUCAUCAUGUAAAUGGAUCAACUGUUUCAACAUUCUGAAAGAAUAUGUAUCUAUCAAGACCUGAAAAUAUAGCAUGCCUUCGACAGAGAUGCCGUGAGCAUGUAGCCGUGCCCUAUUCUAUGUGUGAAUGUCUGCAUAAUAGAGUGUAAGUGACAGAGAGAGAAACAGACAGCCAGCCACCAUGCCGAAAAUGACAAUGACCAAGGCGUCUAAGGGGAACGCCAAGCAGUUCCCUGUUAGAGUCACAACGAUGGACGCUGAACUGGAGUUUACUAUUGAGCCUAAGACCACUGGCAAAGAGUUGUUUGACAUGGUUGGCCGGACUAUUGGACUGAGAGAGACUUGGUAUUUUGGUCUUCAGUAUGUUGAUUCAAAGGAUUAUGUUGCGUGGUUGAAAUUUGAUAAGAAGGUCUUAGACCAAGGCAUCUCCAAAGAGUCCCAGAUACAGUUCACGUUCCUGGCCAAGUUUUACCCGGAGGAAGUCUCGGGGGAGCUGGUGCAGGAGAUCACGCAGCAUCUCUUCUUUCUACAGGUGAAGCAGUCCAUUCUCAACAUGGACAUCUACUGCCCUCCUGAAGCAUCGGUGCUCCUGGCCGCGUUCGCUGUUCAGGCCAAGUACGGGGACUACGACGAGUCGACGUACCAGCCUGGCAUGCUGGCAUCCGAUGACCUCCUGCCCCAGCGAGUGUUAGACCAGUAUCAGAUGACACCUGCCAUGUGGGAAGACAAAAUCAAGUUCUGGUACGCAGAGAGACGUGGCAUGACCAGUGAUGAAGCUGAAAUGGACUACUUGAAAAUAGCUCAAGAUCUUGAAAUGUAUGGUGUGAAUUACUUUCAAAUCAAAAACAAAAAAGAUUCCGACCUGUGGAUUGGCGUGGACGCACGAGGCAUCGGGGUCUAUGACAGAGACAACAGACUUUUGCCCAAAGUUGCUUUCCCUUGGAGCGAGAUUAAAAAUAUCUCCUUUAACGAUAAAAGGUUCACGAUCAAAAAUGUUAACAAGAAGGAGCCCCACUUUGUGUUCUAUGCCCCAAAACCAAGAAUCAACGAGCUGAUCCUGGAGCUGUGUAUGGGGAACCAUGAGCUGUACAUGCGGCGCCGUAGGCCCGACUCCAUGGAGAUCCAGCAGAUGAAGGAGAAAGCUAUGGAGGAGAAGGCCAGGAAGCAGAUGGAUCGGUCUCGACUGGCCAGGGAAAAACAGCUGAGAGAAGAAGCAGUGAGGGAGAAGGAAGAGAUGGAAAGAAGAUUCCUGCAAAUGCAAGAUGAAGUCAGGCAAACUCAGGAAGCCUUGGCUAGGUCGGAGGAGACGGCCGAGUUGCUCCACGAGAAGAUGACGGUGCUGGACGAGGAGGCCCGUCUGCUCACACAGAAGGCCGCAGAAGCCGAGGCAGAGGUGCAGAGAAUCAAACUGACAGCCAUCAAGACGGAAGAAGAGCGAAUGCACAUGGAGCAAAGGGCUCAUGAUGCUGAGAUUUUGGCAGCAGCCAUCUUGGAAGACUCAGAAAACCGGGCCAAAGAAGCAGAACAACUGAAAGAUGAACUGAUGAAGGCCAAGCUCUCAGAGAAGGCAGCCAAGGGAAAGCUCCUCGAACUUACACAGACCAUGUCCCACACAGACUACUCCACAUCCAUCCCAUCUUACCCCGUCCUCGCAUCAGACUUGUCGCCCACCCUACAGUACGUCGAGAGUGGCGCGCCCCUCCCGGAUGGGGACAUUUUCUCUGGCAAUCUGGAUCAGCUGUCUCUGGAGAUGGAGAAAGAAAGACGAGAAUAUUUAUCCAAGAGCAAAACCCUCCAAGACCAACUGAAGGACCUCAAGUCUGAGAUCCAAGUGCUCAAAGUUGAGGACCGCUCCAGCACCUUGGAUAGACUGCAUGACGAGAGCAUGCAGAGAGGCGACUCCAAGUAUGCCACACUCCGAAAAGUUACAGCAAAUUCUGCAAAAGCCCGAGUUGCCUUCUUUGAGGAAUUAUAACGCAGCUCCCCUUGACACCUACAGUAGUUUGUUGAUUGAUUGGAAGAAGACAGCUACAAGACAGCUUGUUGUUUAUUGACCGCAGGAGAGAAGUGCCUUAGUAUUGUUGCUUCAUGCAUUAGAAUUGUUUUGUUGUAACAUUGGCCUGUUAAAAUUGUAGGAGGGUUGUUGUUUUUUUUAUUGUAGUUUUCUUUUGAGAAAAAUUUUUCUGGCUAUUCCUGAACUGAGAUCAAAGCAAAUGUCGGAUAUUUUGAUUAAUCACAACUUUAUGCUGGUUGUUUUUGUUGUUUUUUUUAGUCUUGACUUUUAUUCGGUGCCAAAGCAAGGAUUUAGAUUGUGUCAGUUGGGGCUUAAAAUAUUUACAGCUAGUUACAAAACAUUAGUUAAACUAUGGAAUAGUUUUUACAGGUAGGUCAUAUUUAGACAGGUUUGAAAGGCUUUGUGACGAAAGUUUUAACUCCCUUGAGUUCAAGUAGGACUGUUUAGUUGCCCACCAGUAUUUGAUAUGUGUUUGAAGGUGUCAUCGCAGAAGUCCAUUUUUGUGUUGGGAAAAUACAUCUGUUUUCUGGUAUUGCUUCUCACAGACUUGCAGAUGCUGAAGAAAAAUUAUGAACUUUUAAGAUCGGAUUUUGUAAAGAGUAUGAGAAUGAAGUUUCACAUGUGAAUUAGAGAGAUCUUUUCCUGCAGGUCUUCUUUUGAUAGCUGGAAUUUACUGACUGCAGAAAAGUGUGUGUGGAGGGUUUGAAAACGGGGGGUUAUGCCCACCAACUUGAUCUGCCGUGUGGUAAAGGUCUGUUCUGAAUAGUUUGGAAAAGUUGACAGCUUUAAUUAAAACUGGAUUUUAAUGAAAAUUCAAAAGCAACACGGUUUUAGAAUACCUAGACAGCAUUCGUGUUCACAGAAAAAGGAUGUCUUUACCGUGAUGGUAUUUUGUGUAGUGGCUUUAAGCAGCUAUAAAUAAAUGGCUGAGAUGAGGAUGAUGAUGAUCAUCAUCACAGACAGAAAAAUUUCCUUUUUUAAUUUCUUGAAGCAUAACAAUUUCUACCAUGUUGGCACAUUUUUACAAAUCUUACAAAUAUCAACUCCAAAUUAGGACUUGCGACAACAUUUUUUUAAAAGGCUGAGAUACGAUGUAUAUCGGCCCAGUUUGUGUUCAAACGGAUACUGAGGUUUUGCUUUUCUUCUGUUGAUACAAGUGUGCUGCUAUGGUUUUUGAGUAGUGUAGUAUGGUGAUUGACAAUCAAAAAACGUAGAAGAAGUUACGUGAGGUGACCCUCUGGUCAGAUACGUUUAGCUUGCAUGUAAAUGUUAUAGUCUUCUUUAGUAGAUCCAGCGUAGGUUACUUUUAGUAAAAAGUUUCUUUUAGCUCUUGUAAUACAAAUAAAUUGUAUAUGUGCCGAAGAAUAGAGUAAAAUACCAUAGAAAAGAAAGAGGACUGAUAAGGGCAAUAGAUGUUUGAUGGAAAGGAAGAAGCAAAUCACGCCAGAGCACCCGCCAACCACCCACUCUCUUUAGUCACAUACACUUAGCUUGUAGUAAGCAGGUUGUGUGGUGCUCCUUUUUAGUAAGCUUUAUGUUGUGGGUGGGUGGCUUGGAAGGCACUAACAGUAGGUUGUACUUCUUUGCUUUCCCUAGGUUGUUUUUGUCUUAUUUCCCCACACUAAAUGACCGUUAUUAUUUUUAUGUGCUUCUCUUUACUUAAUCAAAACAAAACUCUGCAGUAGACUUUGCCUGUAAAAGCUUUGAAGCAUGGUCUUGUCAGAUGGGUGGUUGGCGAAUGCUCUAGAAUGGUCUGCUUUUUCCGUUUGUCCUUUCAACCAUCUAUCUAUCAUCAUUUUCUCCCCUGCUUCUCUUCUUUGUCUGAUUCUCUAAACACACCUCUAAUAUCUUAUUAUAACGUAUUUGUGUUGCAAGUGCAGUAAAAAACUCUUACUAAAACUAAAACAGCUGAUCUUGUUACAGAUAUAGUAUAGUUUUGACGAAGCUGAAGUGACAGUUCGUUGAGAGAGAGACGAAGUAAGGUCUAGGCUGAACUCUUAGUGUUCUUGGUUUUGACGUUUGGUGUGUUGUGAUAUCCCCGAGUGUGUGGAAGAAAUGUGCAAUUUGUGUCAGGUUAGGUUCUUCUUCUUCUUCUUCUUUUUCUUUCUUCUUCUUCUUCUUCUUCUUCUUCUUCUUACUCUUCUUCUUCUUCUCCUCCUCCUGCUUCUCAAAGUUUGGUACCAUGAAUCAUGAAUGGAUAGAAUUAUCAUCACAAUGCCUAUUCCCUAUUUCGGAGAAUUCAUCCGUGAAAGCAUUACAGUGACCUGUUGGUGUUGUGAUGGGAGGAAAAAAUGGUCAGUUCGUUUCCUUUCAAAGAUGUUUUGUGGAUAGCUUUGGCUGUAUUUGAGUGCCCUCCCUCGCUUUGUUUUUCUACUGAAAGGCAUUUAUAUCUUUUGUGUAUGUGCUAGAUUUCCCACUUUCAUUGUGAUUUCAUUGGUGUUGGGGAGGGAGGGGGAUUAUGCAUUAAACUGUUCAGAAUAUUUUGCUGUAUCAGUUCAAAUAUGACAUUUUUGUAUUGAUCAGCUGCAGAAGAUUUGCUGUGUGAUGUUUUCAGUUUGGCUUUUUUAUAUUUGUUUUUUUCUUCAGCUGAAUGCCACUGUUUUUACCCCAGAGUUGUGACAUCUUGUGCUGCUGUGUGUUAUCCUUAUGUGUGAUGCAAAAUCUUAUACCUACUCUUUGACUCGGCAGGUUUGUCUAGUUUGAGAAGAAAUGCUUUUUUUUUUUUGUCUAAUUGAUUACGGAAAAUAUCUGUCUUUUAUGUAACCUCAGACAUAGUAGGAUCAAAAUUGUUCAAGAGGUCCAUCCAUUGUUAAGGAGAAAACUGGUUGUGUUAUACUGGUAGACGUCUUGGUCAGUGUCACGAUGUUGAAAAGACUUUGAAAACAGACUACACUACACAUUGCAUGAAAACUUCCUGGUUUUGUGUUGCUUCGUUGUAUUCCUGGUUGUGCCUCUUAUUUUGUUUUGUUUUGUGUAGUCUAUUAGGACCCCCGAGAACAAACUAAAGGUCAGUGUAUUGCAGCUUGAAUAUGUCACUCUCUCUGUCGCUUAAACGAUUCUUUGUGGCAGUAGAAAAGGUGAAGCUGAAGUUAAGCUUGGGGACAGUUAUAAGUCUUCUUUUUCUUAUUCUUCUCAGUCACAUCACACUUGAAAUCCGGUAUCAAAAUUAUAUUAGUAUAGCCCCUCCCUCCCCUCUCAUGACUGUCCUGCUCAGUUUUUGUUUUUGUUUUUUUACCCCGUACAGCUUCUCCUGCUCUGUUAAAAUGGGAUUAGUUUUUAGUUAUCGUUAACAUUAUUUUAAUGUUUCAAGUAUUUGGAAGUUAAUUUUGUACAACAUGUUUUCUUUUCACUUCGUUCAAAAAACAGUUUUAUUUCAUAUUGUCCUCUAAAUGUGGUUUCGAAACAAAAAUUAUAUUAGUGACAAAAUACAGAUGUUUUUGAUGUCUUGAAAUGUAGUUCUCUUUUACUGGAUUAUCCGUUGAAUUGUGUUGAGAGUGGCUUAACAAUGAUCUAGAACAAACUUUGAUUGGUAUCAGUGGCCGUUUUUUGGUUGCUUGUUGUUUUUUUUAAGUUGUUGAUGUAUGUUGAUGUUCCUCUGCUUUAUCAAGGAAGUUAUGUGGCUAUUUUACUUUCCUACUUAUUAGCCAAAGUACAGUGGAAAUUGUCCAAAAUGGCCACACACUGUCAAGGAGAAAAAUGGUUAUCUUAGACAGGUGGACGUCUUAAACAGUGUCUUUGUGAUGAAAUAUAGGGGAAAAAAAUAUGAGAAAUGGUCGCUUGGACAGGUGGCUGUGAGAUCAGGUCUGAAUGUAUUUUCAUGAUUGACUUCUAAUCUAACAACAACCCUGAUUUCCUUCAGCUACAAGCCUUAAAUUACUGUCUCAUUAUUCUCUAGAGGUAAAUGUAAAGUAUAGCCCCCUCCCUCCCCUCUCAUGGUGGAGUGCUUGACUUGGUGUGCAGCUUCUGGAGUUGCCACUGAGGUCACGCUGGGGUCGAAGUUAUGUCUCUCUGGAAAAUGAAACCACAUGCUGUGAUCGUUUUGAUGUACAAAGACAUGAGGGAGGGAGGGGAGGGGGUUUAAACUUUACUUUCGCCACUUUUUAAAAAUGUGAAUACUUAUUAGAUUGAUAAGUGUGCUAUGGUACAGCAUGCACAUAACGAAAUUGGCAGGAUGUGAAAAUCUUUUCGUUAUGUACAAGUGAACACUGUGUAUGUGUUUUAAAUACAAAGAAAUACAUGUAGCAUAAGAACAAAUUUGGACCUGAAAAUUUGUUUGCUAUGUGUAUUUUUCGCUAUGGGCGUCCUAAGCUAUUUUUGCAUGUUACAUUUAUCCUGCACUGUUGUCUUUAGUUGUACUCGCGCUGUGCUUCCGUGUCUCUCCGUUUGCCUCAUGCUGGGAGGCAUAAGAAAGAAGAAGGUAUGAGUUAUAUUUAUAAUAUAUGUCUCACGGCGCGGUGGAAUCAGACACUUAUCAAUUUUUGGGCAUGUGAAGUUAUUGGUAUCACCUUAAAGUCUGUUCAUUUGUCUUGCGUUGAAUGAAAAAAAAUUCCGCUAUCUUGAAUAGAAGUCAAGAUAUUUUUGCAGUUGAAGGAGGUAGGGAUCACCUGGUUUCAGAGGUUAAAUUAUCAAGAAAAUGACCACUCAAGUUUGGUGACUUCCAAGGUUUGAGAGUCCUUGGAAACUGAAAAUAUGCAAUUUUGUGCCUUUAUCUGCAUUUUUCAGUGAAUUCCACACAUAAACGUGUUAUUUAGUGAACAUAAAAGGUAUUGAGUGAAAAACAUAAAUUCGAAAAAAAAA
Molecule: messenger RNA, 6992 nt
Organism: Aplysia californica (California sea hare)
Lineage: Eukaryota; Metazoa; Mollusca; Gastropoda; Aplysiida; Aplysiidae
Product: merlin
Exons: 17
Coding region: 363-2156 (597 amino acids)
Biological process (GO): regulation of cell shape; regulation of organelle assembly; positive regulation of protein localization to early endosome
Cellular component (GO): plasma membrane; adherens junction; apical part of cell
Molecular function (GO): cell adhesion molecule binding; actin binding
Source: RefSeq, a predicted model, not a curated record